Molecule: messenger RNA, 1084 nt
Organism: Vitrella brassicaformis
Lineage: Eukaryota; Vitrellaceae
Source: the annotation of a GenBank genome assembly
GUCAAGUCAAGUCGAGUCGAGUCGACAAGAACAGUGCACUCACCGCCCCACCGCAUCCAUCCCUCGACCCCAUCCACUCUCUCAGAAAGGCACAUAACGACCGUCCGGCCGACCCAGCUUGUGAUUCUCUGAUUCAGCGGUCGUGUCGGUGGUGUCGCUUGUGCUGUCAACGUCAGUGUCCUCUUGUGGAUCGGUUGGUUUGCCCACCACACGCACGUCGGUAAGCGCCGCUGCUGGCGCCUGGGCCGAUGACGCUUUUGGCACAGGGGCGGAGGGGGCAUGUGUUGUCGUCGUCGUUCUCUCCCACGGAGUUUGGCCGGCACGGUUUUUUCCAGCACAGAUCCCAUAGAUGACGACCAGGACCAAGAAGGAGGGGCAAAUGUAGGUCAUGAAGUCGGCGGGCGAAGAGGGGGGACAGGCAUCGCCCUCCAGUCUCUCAUUCUUGGCGUCGAAGCACACGUCAAAGUCAGUGGAGCUCCGCCAGUGGGUGACGGCCACAAUCAUCAUGGCCAAUGCCAACGUCAACGAGGUGCAGCCGUAGAUGACAUCGGACCAGUGGUUCCCGGCUCGCAGCAAGCAGAGGGCACCCACGAGGAGGAGCAGGGGAACGACGCAGCCAAUCACGACGUACACAAAGAUGCCUGCACCCCUGAAAUCCCGCCACAUGGCAGCCGCCUUGUGGUCGUCCCGGGCCGAGCUCUUCUUCAUCAACCAGCCGUAGGACGCAACGCACCUGCAGCAGCUGCCGUGCCCCUCGCAACUCUGGAAGUCCUGGCGGCCGAAGGGCGACUCGAUACUCUGCCGCUCGCACCGGAGGGCGUAGUUGGCCGGUCCCCCAACACCAAUUGUCAGACGGUAGCGCUGCAGCCCGUAGCUUUGCGACAGGUCCGCGUAGUGAUGCGCGACGGACACCUGGUAAGCCCCCGUGGUGAGAUCCUGCUCGAUAGAGUGAAUAUGGUACUUGAAGUGCCUCCUUGACUCGACUCGCCACCCCGGCAACAUAAUGGGGAAGAUCGCAGCGAGGACCACAAUGAGGAAAGCCAGCGCUCUCAGAGCUAGCUUUUUGGCUGGAACGCCCUCCAUG